Paramuricea clavata is the source of this 7350-nucleotide messenger RNA. The record is from the annotation of a GenBank genome assembly. NCBI's taxonomy places the organism in Eukaryota, Metazoa, Cnidaria, Anthozoa, Malacalcyonacea, Plexauridae.
AUGGGAUUUAUAUUUCAGCCAUCAACUGCAUGGGAAUCUCUGUACUUAUAUAAUAAAUUGUGUAUAAUAUACAUAAUUAAAAAGGUGGCAAUUAAACUACGUGAAAAAUACCAGCAAACUUUAAAGUGGUUGAAUCUAUACAAGCAAAGGUAAUUGAUUCCCUUUCAAUUCACGGCUUUCUGGUGUUAUUGUUACCACUUACGCUUGUACAGGCCGUUACAUAUAUGACAUUGAAACGGCAUACUUGAUUUCCCAAGCCUUUCAAGGUUAUUACCAGUCCAAAUGUGAAAGAUGCCGUACGUGUACCACAAGCUCGGACUGAAAUACUGUCUUAGCGGGUCAAGUUAAUCCCUAUGUUACCGAAGACUGCUGUCCAAAACUUUAAACAUUUUUCCACCUUCAUUUAUUUAGUAUUACUUAGCCAUAUGAAUGGCCACUGCAGUUGGUGUAAGUGGAUCGAGUCCUAAGACGGUUUCUGAUGAAGAACGAAGAUGGGUGAUCAUCGGAAUAUGUCUGACUAAAGUCCUUACUCCAGCAUUGAGAGAUGUUCUUGCCAAUAAAAUGCCAAUAUGGUAUCAAAGCCUGCUCCUACCUCCCCACGAGAUUGAUAAACAGACAUGCGCUCGCCAUGCCAAGACGUUGCCACCUUCUUAUUCGAAAUUAAACUACGAAAGUGUAAACACCAAUUCCACUAUCCGCAAGGCUUCAUCUUACGACUAUGCUGUCAAAGAUCCAGUAUCUUUAGCGAAGUUGUUCAUGAAGCCGUUCAUGGCUAGCUUUACUGGUUUUGGUCAAACUAUGGAUACAUCCGCAGCAUUAUCAAUUGUUGCCGAGGCCCAGCCUUUUCAUGGAGCUAGUGGUAUAGCAAAGAAAAUUAGAUCAGACGUUAGAAAUGAGUGGGCACAUUGUAACUUUUCUCACUGGACUGACGUAAAUUACCAAGCAGCUCUAACAGACAUCGGGACCUUCAUCAACAAUAUCAACCUGACACCAGCUGAGAAAAAGAGAACACUUGAUGACCUUGAUGGCUGGAAACAAAAAGGUAUGAUUUAUUUAACAACUGAGCGUCUGAGCGAGUUAAAAAUGUCUUGAAACAUGAAACAAUCGAGAUAUUGCAGCCCAUAUUACAGGAAUAUUUUUGUUAUUCCAAUUAUAGUUGUGCACUUUACGCACAAAUAGUACAAAUCCUUUCUCCAAUCACAAGCUGACUCUAUUAUGGGCAUAACAUGAGGAUAUAACUCGCAUGAAAACGAAGCUAUUGAGGCAAGAGUGCAAUGAAUUGUGAGAUCUAUUAAAAUAUGUGAACUAAAAUUGUCAUUUGAAAUUACCUUCAUCGUUGGGGGGUUUGCUGAAUAUUACUAGAAAUACAUGCAUGCAGCAACCCCUCGCCCAUAUUUUCCAAACAUUGAUUUAACAUGAAGUAUUAGCAAUUGAUCAACACUGAUGAACGCAAGCUCGCGUUUACGUCAGUGUUGCCAUGGCAACACGAUACGAUAAUUUUUAUUAUACUUAUACAACACGGCAAAAAUAGUCGAAAGAUUAUUGCUUUUAACUACAUAACAAUGACUUUCCGAAAUAUGUACUGUAGGUAUGUUGUUCUGGAUUUUGUGAGCUUUGAUUUACUGUAAAAUUUAACCGGAAUUGCUUCGUAAAAUGUUUUGAAAUGUUCAUUUUAAUAACUGAACUGCUUUUGCCGAUAAACUGUUUUUACUUCAAAUUGUUGAAUAAUUUCAUUUAGGUCUUCAAAUUAAUUUGCUCUCCUUUACAUCAGGGCUCGAAAUAACGUUCCCAACGUUCCCGAUCAUGGUGAUCGGCAAUCACGACUUUUUGCCGAUCAAAUAAAAAUUUGGCCGAUCAGGAGCAUUUGCCCUCAUUUCUUUGAAAAAAUUCUAAAUAUGCCAUUAAAUACACAUCUAUAAAAGAGGACGUUUAAUAACUUCAUUUCAAAUUCGAGUUUAAACAAUUAAAUCUAUGACAUCUGUGGACUUAUAUAUACAAUACUGACAAUACUAAUAGUGUAACUACAUUUGACAUGUAUUACAGUAAUAAACUUUAGUUUAAUUAGUUUUAAUUAUAGUAGAGAAAAUCCUAAAAAUUCCUACUCAAAAAAUCAUAUCAAUUUGAAAUUAUUAUGACAAAGACGUUAGUCGUCGUGGUUCGGAUUGCAGACUGUUGAAGCGGAGACGACAAUACUUCAUAGCAUUGCGGCCUGUCGUAUGACUCGUAUCAAUUAAACAAGAGUUUUUCGCGUGUUUUUGAAUGUGUUUCAUGUUAUUUUUAUUUGUCUUUUACCGCGUACAGGUAAGCAUGUCUUUCAGACAAUGGUCAAAUUACUCAAAUAUAUUUCUUGCCGAUCAAGAUGAACGGCAACGUUGCUUUUUCGCUCGAUCAAAAACAAUUUCCUGCCGAUCAAUGAUCGUUGAUCGGCCGUUAUUUCGAGCCCUGUUUACAUUUACCUUUUUUUCUUAAAUUAAACAGGGUAAUUUAGGAAACUUACAGCUUCUUUGAAAAGGAAAACAGCAGUGCAUGUUUUACGCAAUAAAUUAUCAAAGCAACAAAAUUCAUAAUCAUAAACAUUAAACAUUCAAAGCGAACUUGCCCUAUAUUUCACGAUUUUCCAUAGUGAAUCAAUUCUUCUCAUUUUCCAAACAAAAAUUGCUUCAAAGCUCAUUGUGUGAAACGUGAUUUUCCAAAUAUAUGCUUUUGAAAAUUGAAAUCUUUCUUUAAUAUACUCAGUGUGCUAAUCCCACUCCUGGCAAACAGCCAUAUUUUUGAGAUCAAUGAGGAGGUCCACCCUUGGAUCAUAGCCAUGCGCCCACGGUAUUUGAUGAACUUUAGACUUCGCUAGUGCGUUCCUUUCCCCGGGUGUAAAUAGCCGGGGAAAUUAGUACCCUCGCCCCGGGCUAACGCCCGGAAUGGCGCUCCGCGCCGUUGGCUCGGGGAUGUAGUCAAAUACAAUGUUCUUUCUUAUAGAACGGCUAGGCAAAAUAAUUGUAUGGUUUAUGCGUAAAUAUCAGGAUUUGGGGCAUCUCACUUCCAUGCAUGCACCUUAGUGUAUAUAUACUAGAAAAUACAUGCAUGCAGAAACCCUCGCCUUGCUGACAAAAACAUUGCAGUAUUUUCCGAACAUGAAGUAUCUAAAGUAGUUGUCAUGGCAACACGAUAAUUUUUUAAGAAUAUUCUUACAAAUGAAAAAUCGCCUAAAAAUAUCACUUUUAAUUACAAAAUUAUCAAUUUCUCAACAUAUAUAUGUUAGGUAUGAUAUUAUAUGUAAUAUAAGCUUCAAUUUAAGGUAAAAUUCAACCACAAACGCUUCGCAAAACGUUUUAAAGUGUUCUUUUUAAAACUAAACUGCCUUUAAUUAAAUGGCUUUAUCGAUAAACUUUGAGUUUGCAAUAAAAUGAUUUCAAAUUCUUGCUUGCAAAUAACUUUGCUUUCUUUUUUAUUUAAAAAAUUCAAUGUCAUAAAAAAGGGAAUCAAUAUUAAAGAUACACUGAAAUUAUAUCAUUGCUGUCUUGUUUAGUUGUUUCAUAUACGCAAAGCCGGCAAAAGCCGGCGAGUUUUAAAACCAUUAUUAAAUCAAUAUUUAAAACAAACUUACCUUCGUUAACGUCGGCUCCCUUCUUUUAGCCGAUUCUUUCGCAGUUUCUUUACGAGGGAGCUUUUGAAAUUUACAAAAUCUUGCAAAAAUGCGAAAAAUGAAAUAUAUUUGCAAGAAAUUUAUCAAUCAUCAAAUCAAGAAAUAUUUGCUAUUUCGCUGUCGUCAUGAAGUUGUUAUAAUGCAAACUUUAAAUUGGACCAAUCAGUGUCCGCAAUUCAUGACAGUCCGCCAUAUUUUUGAGAUCAGUGAGGAUGACCACCCACCGAAACAUCGUUGUUGAGCCACGCCCGCGAUAUUUGAUGAACUUUAGACUUCGCUAAUGCUUUCGUUUCCCCGGGUGUAAAUAGCCGGGGGGAAUUAGUACCCUCGCACGGCGCUUCGCGCCGUCGGCUCGGGGACAAGAGCUUGCGGUUAGAGCUGGACAACUGGGCUCUGUAGCUCAGUUGGUCAGAGCGCUGUAUCGCAGGACCGCAGGUUCGAUUCCUGCCAGAGGACCUAUAGUUGCAUUUUUCGCAAUUGAAAAAAUUUACACUAGAAAUUUCCAUCUACAAAAAUAUUUCGCAAUUAAUUCUAUCGAGUGAGAUGUCCAAAAUCCUGAUGUUUACCAAUACAAAUGAAUCCCCAUAAUACUGCUAUGUCGUUGCUUUAAGGUCUUGAACUGUGUUUUGGUCAACCAGUUGAUUCCGAACUUUUGAGAUUUGUCAACACAGAGGUUGCUGAACUUCGCGAAUCUGUAAAAUUGUGGAAAGAAGAUGUAGAGAAUAGUCAGGUAUACUCAGUCCAAUUCAUAAUGUACAGGGCUGCCUUAAAUCAGGGGGGGGGGGGAUUGCUGCAUGCGGAGUGCCGUUGCCGAUCCCUUCAAGAUGUCAAAAUUUCUCAUUUUCUGAAAAUUUGGCUGAUGUUUUGGCCGGAGCAUUGCUGUUUGACCAAAAUCAUAUAGGAAAUUACCAAACUAUGAUUUUUUCUUCGUCAAAGUUAUAGUUUACUUUUUCAAACUAUGUAAAGUCUAUAACUGAGAGCGGUAGAGGAAGGAGGGUAUUGGUGACAGUUCAUUUAAAAUAUUAAUGGUAAUUUCACAAUUCACGAAGAAAAAUCUUCCGCUGUUACUUAACUAUUUCUUUUGCUCAUCACGCUAAAUGGAGUAGUUUAAACACGGAAAUUGUACAGUUUAACCAGGAGUUUAACAAAUACCAUACUGCGUAAGUAAUAAUAAUACGACGAUGUAUUUGUCGAAACUGUAUUUUUGUUUGUGUUAUCUUCUAUUCAAAACUAGUCUUUUUCGUUAGAAAAGCAAUGUUAUCUUCUGUAAACCUUUUUCGUGCCAAGUUUCCAUGCGGACUUCGCAGCAUUGCUGUGCGGCAAGUUGAGACGAGACAUCAUAUGGAGCUUCGGCAGCGCAAUCGUCAGAGCAAGUACUUUUCACCUCUGAGAUCAUGGGUUCGAUUCUCGUUGCGGACGCAAUGACGGUUAAUAUGUAAAAAUAGUCCAUAAAUGCUCUAUCGAUAGUCGUGGGUUUUCUCCGGGUACUCGGUUUCCUCCCACGGGAAAUAUUGAAAUGUUGACAGGAUGGGCUGUACGUGCUCCGUGAUCAGUCAUACAUGAGUCAUAAGGUUUCUGCCAGGCCAGAAGUGCCCUUAGCCCUUACUUAAACUAAUUUUCCACUAGGCGAAUUCGGUCGCGCAAACGACGUUUUCCUUUGUUGGCAUUACGUUUGCUGACGUGAUAACGUUGCCGACAAAGGGAAAACUCGCUUCGCGCGAAUUAAUUUUCUUAGUGGAAAACAGGCUUUAGAAAGCCUUCAACUCGAUCAGUGUUCUUCGCAAUUCAGCUUAGCUCACAGUGGCAAGUAAGAAUGCACACACCUACUGAUUGGGGGCAUUAUAUUUAGCUAUGAUUUUAAAAUAUACUUUCAUUGCUAGUAAGUUAAAAAUAUACCACGGUUUCUGUAUAUCCACUCAGAACUGAUCUUUGUUUUGUUAAAAAGCAUUAGAAUAGGUUUCUUGCGAUGCUUAUCUUCUUUGCAAAACUAUUUUCUAUAUUUAUUAUACCCUCGUCAAAACUGGCAAGGUGCAAUUAGGCAGCCUGUGCAACAACCAUUAGUUCAAAGUUCCACAACUCCAACAACAUCAACAUUAACAGUCGAUAAUUAUAACAAAUAAAGCAUAUUGUCACGCAUACAUGUAUAGUCGUACAUACGUGUACUAUUUUAACGUGCACAUUCCAUGGAAAUUACCAAUAAAAUUUAGAAAAAGAACAGUAUUCUUCUUACAAAUAAAUGUCGGCGUAUUUGAUGGUUCGUGAAAAGAUAUACUGAGACACUUGACAAAUUAGUCAAAUUAGAUAAACUAUAUAGUUGAAAUAUAUUUUUUCUUUAUCUUACAGGUAUGUGUACAGAGUAAACUCUUAAACGCCCUGGAAACCAUCGAGAAAUCUUUGAAACAGGAAAUCCAAGAUUUGAAAGAAAGACAACUCCGUACUGAACAAGAUGUCGAGCAAUUAAAACUUCGACAGCUCAUAUUGUAUGAAAAUGUCGCAAGAAAAACCGAUGAAGAACCACGAUAUAUUUUCAUGGCGCCAAAGCAAACCCAGUGGUUCAGCGGCCGAGAAUCUGAACUGGAUUUGCUUCGAGAGAUUCUAGUGAAUGACGAUGCGAGUAGUGAAGAGAAAGUAAUCAUAGCAGCCGUAUCUGGCUUAGGAGGAAACGGGAAAACAAGUCUUACUGCAGAAUAUAUACACAAAUGGAAAAACUAUUACCAGGGAGGUGUCUAUUGGUUUUCUGGAGAAGACGAUGUCAAGUUGAAAGCCACCGUUGAUGACAUUGCAGCGCAAUUCAAUACACUUCAUGAAAAUUCACUUGAGGCUACAUUGUCCAAAACCUUAGCAGUAUUUUCGCGUAUUACAAAACCAUGGUUGAUGAUCAUAGAUGAUAUGGAUGAGUUUAAUCUUUCACAAAAUGUACUGAAAUUGGUAUCGGGAUCGUGGCAAGCAAACGCCUGCUUCGGUCAUCUCAUCGUGACAACACGAAGAACGCCUCAGGAGUUAAAAGAACAUAUUUCUAGUUUCAACGAAUCCAGGUGCCUCAACCUUCAAUGCUUUGGUUUAGAGGAGGCGAAGAAUUUUGUAUUCAAAAGGACUGUGACUGUUCGCGAUGAACAAACAGGUUAGCUUACAGCUUUUUGUAUUCAAGUCAGUAGAAAACAAUGGACGCAUUUUUAGUGCAGUAUUGUGAUGGGUGGAAGAAUUCAAAUAACCGAAUCAUAUAGUGUUAACGCUUCAGGGGGUGCACGCGAUGUUAUUCGAAAUCUGUUUAUUUUGUGAACUACAACGGAUUUCUGCAUUUUCCAACGUUUGACGAUGAUUAUUUUAGGUACAAUCGGGUGUUAUGCUCUAAUGAAAGUGUAAAAAGAUACUGUGAGUCCAGUGGCGGAAACGUUGCCAAAAAUAUGGGCAAGGGGGUGGCGGGAGUGGCGGAGGCACGAGAUUUCUAGGGGGGUCUUGCGGUGUGCUCCCUCAAGAGGCAUUUGCAGCAUUCUGAGAGCACAUUUUGUAAGAAAUUUCAGGUUUUCAAAACAUUAAUUUAAUGGUGCAUUUUGUUACAAAUCAUAUGCUAUAAAGCAUAAAAAAUCGACAUUUCAGAGAAAAUAUUCUAGAUGAUUAAAUACAUUUGUGAAUGGAAUUGCAAGGUGGUUUAAUAAUCAACGCCAAUGACAAUGUAAAAUGUAUUCGCUAAGCUAGUGAAAUCCACAUAU